Messenger RNA from Dictyostelium discoideum AX4, 936 nucleotides. RefSeq names its product bisphosphate nucleotidase (gene bpnt1). The transcript has a single exon. Gene Ontology annotation, biological process: phosphatidylinositol dephosphorylation. The coding region runs from base 1 to 936 and encodes 311 amino acids. Lineage: Eukaryota; Evosea; Eumycetozoa; Dictyosteliales; Dictyosteliaceae. The record is from RefSeq and is a predicted model, not a curated record. Gene Ontology annotation, cellular component: cytoplasm. Gene Ontology annotation, molecular function: 3'(2'),5'-bisphosphate nucleotidase activity; inositol-1,4-bisphosphate 1-phosphatase activity.
AUGUCAAAAACUUUAAAUAUAUUAGAAUUAACAUCAGCAUGUAUAAAAUUAGCACAAGAAUCAGGUGAUAUAAUAAGAGAUGUUUUUAAAUCAGGAUCAUUAGGAAUUGAAAUGAAAUCAGUUGAUGAUCCAAUGACAAAAGCAGAUUUAUUAUCACAACAACAUAUAAUUGGUUCAUUGAGAACUAUUUGGAGUGAUAUUAAAAUAGUUGGAGAGGAACAAUGUGAAAUACCAACAAUCGAUAAGAAACCACCAAUUGAUUUAUUAGCAAAUGAUAAAGAUUGUAUUGAGAAAUGUCCAGAAGAAUUCAAACAAUUACCCAUUGACGAUUUAAUCAUUUUCAUCGAUCCAUUAGACGCAACUAGAGAAUUUACAUUGGGUAGAGUGGGUUGUGUGAUGACAUUAAUUGGAAUUAGUUUCAAAGGUAAACCAAUUGCAGGUAUCAUUUAUCAACCAUUUGUAGAUUGUAAUGGUGAUGGAACAACUGACCAAUCUAAAUGGGUGGGAAGAACAAUUUGGGCUAUUGUCGGUGGCGGCAUACCAGUUAAGGGAAUCAAAGAUAGAAGAGCACCUGAAGAUGUUGGUAAAGUGAUUUUAACAACCACCGCCUCUCAUUUCAAUGAUAAAGUUCAACAAGCUGUAGAUGCAAUUAAACCUGAUAAAUUAUUAAGAGCUGGUGGUGCUGGUUAUAAAAGUUUAUUGGUAAUUGAAAAUCAAGCAGAUGUUUAUGUUUUCCCAACUGUUGGUUCAAAACUUUGGGAUAUCUGUGGUCCACAUGCUAUCCUAUUAGCUGUUGGUGGUAAAUUAACUGAUCCUCAAGGUAAUGAUAUUAUUUACUCAACCGAUCCUGAAAAAAUUGAAAAUAAAAAUGGUAUAAUCAUUACAAUAUCAAAUCAUCAAAAGUAUAUUGAUUUAUUAAAAAAUUUUAAAAAUUAA